Messenger RNA from Paramormyrops kingsleyae, 4993 nucleotides. NCBI's taxonomy places the organism in Eukaryota, Metazoa, Chordata, Actinopteri, Osteoglossiformes, Mormyridae. The record is from RefSeq and is a predicted model, not a curated record.
GAGUCUGUAGGAGCGAUCUCUGCUUUCCUAUUGGAACAAAUGAAGUACUUUCUCUGGCUCUUUUGGCCCUUCACGGCUCAUUCGGACUAGAUAUUCCAACGUAAGAGUGCAUUUUAAAAAGUUUAUUACACGCGUUUCGAUUACCUUUACUUCGGUUGCAAUCAAAAUAUUAAUCCUAGAAUUUGCUACCCCAAAAACAACGCAGCUGAAAACAGGAGAGUUUUAAUGAAAUGUUCAAGUGUUGUGCUAUUCUAAAAAUUGUGUGUACAUUAGUAUUACUUUCGCAAUUGCGAGAAAGCCAGCAUCACGCCGGGAAAGAAUCCAUCCCCGCAACGUCUCUUUUCGGAUCGCUCCACGACCCCCCGCGUAUGGAUUUCUUUCGGAUUUGCACAGUCUAACAUGGAUGCCCCGCCGUUCCUUGAAUCGGAAGGCUGUUUCUUGGCGCAGUGAGAGAGGGGACAUGCAGGGAUUGCUAAUGGAUUUGGGAAGCAUAUGCCCUCAUCUCUAAGUGACCAUGCCGUGAUCCUGCGCCUGGGCCGUAACCCUGCUUAACGUCAACAGAAGAAUUUCGGGGAAUCUAACGAUACGAGGAAUGAACACUGUGCAUUAUACAAACACCAUGAAGAUUACCUCCCCAUUGAUAACUAAUGUGAGCUUCAGGUGCACCGUUAGGUUUUCUCUGCUGCUAUUACUAUGUGUGGGAUAUUCUCGGGGGAUGCCGCAUGUUUUAAGAUUUGGCGGAAUCUUCGAAUCUAUCGAAAGUGGCCCAUCAGGAGCAGAAGAACUGGCCUUCAAAUUUGCUUUAAACACAAUCAACAGAAACAGAACUCUACUGCCAAACACAACUCUGACAUAUGACAUCCAAAGGAUUAACAUUUAUGACAGUUUUGAAGCUUCAAGAAAAGCCUGUGACCAGCUGUCCCUGGGGGUGGCGGCCAUCUUUGGCCCCUCCCACAGCUCCUCGGCCAAUGCCGUCCAAUCCAUCUGCAACGCGCUGGGCGUGCCCCACAUCCAGACCAAAUGGAAGCACCAGGUCUCUGACAACAGGGACUCCUUCUACGUCAGCCUCUACCCAGAUUUCUCCUCCCUCAGCCGGGCUAUUCUAGACCUGGUCCAUUUCUUCAAGUGGAAGACGGUCACCAUUGUCUAUGACGACAGCACAGGUCUCAUUCGGUUGCAAGAGCUUAUAAAAGCCCCGUCUCGCUACAACAUUCGGCUGAAGAUACGACAGUUGCCGGCAGAGACGAAGGACGCCAAGCCGCUGCUGAAGGAGAUGAAGAGAGGGAAAGAGUUCCACGUUAUCUUUGACUGUGGGCAUGAAAUGGCAGCUGGGAUCCUUAAGCAGGCGCUAGCCAUGGGUAUGAUGACGGAGUAUUACCACUACAUCUUUACAACGCUGGAUCUUUUUGCCCUGGAUGUGGAACCGUACCGCUACAGCGGGGUGAACAUGACCGGCUUCCGGAUCCUCAACACCGAGAACACGCAAGUGUCCUCCAUCAUCGAGAAGUGGUCCAUGGAGAGGCUUCAGGCCCCCCCGAAACCCGACUCGGGCCUGCUGGACGGGUUCAUGACGACAGAUGCGGCGCUCAUGUAUGACGCCGUCCACGUUGUCGCCGUGGCAGUCCAGCAGUCCCAGCAGAUCACGGUCAGCUCCCUGCAGUGCAACCGCCACAAGCCUUGGCGUUUCGGCAAUCGCUUCAUGGCGCUGAUCAAGGAGGCCCACUGGGAAGGCUUGACAGGACGGAUAACUUUCAACAAAACCAACGGCCUGAGGACCGAUUUUGACUUGGACGUGAUCAGCCUGAAAGAGGAGGGACUUGAGAAGAUUGGAACGUGGGACCCACCGAGUGGCCUGAACAUGACUGAGAACCAGAAGGGCAAGUCAACCAACGUCACCGAUUCCUUAUCCAACAGGUCACUGGUCGUCUCCACCAUUCUGGAGGAGCCCUAUGUCAUGUUCAAGAAGUCAGACAAGCCUCUGUAUGGCAACGAUCGCUUUGAGGGCUACUGCAUUGACCUCCUGCGUGAGCUCGCUAACAUACUGGGCUUCAGCUACGAGGUGCGCCUGGUUGAGGAUGGCAAGUAUGGCGCACAGGAGGAAACGACUGGUCAGUGGAACGGCAUCGUCAAGGAGCUCAUGGACCACAAAGCUGACCUUGCAGUGGCUCCUUUGGCUAUUACCUACGUGAGGGAGAAGGUCAUCGACUUCUCCAAACCCUUCAUGACACUGGGGAUAAGUAUUUUGUACCGGAAGCCCAAUGGUACAAACCCCGGAGUUUUCUCCUUCCUCAACCCGCUCUCGCCUGAUAUCUGGAUGUAUAUUCUGCUGGCUUACUUGGGUGUCAGUUGUGUGCUGUUUGUCAUAGCCAGGUUUAGUCCCUAUGAGUGGUAUAACCCUCAUCCCUGCAACCCAGACUCUGACGUGGUGGAAAACAAUUUCACGUUGCUAAAUAGUUUCUGGUUCGGAGUUGGAGCUCUCAUGCAGCAAGGUUCAGAGCUGAUGCCCAAAGCCCUCUCCACCAGGAUAGUGGGGGGCAUCUGGUGGUUUUUCACUCUCAUCAUCAUUUCUUCCUACACCGCUAACCUCGCAGCCUUCCUCACCGUGGAGCGAAUGGAGUCGCCCAUCGACUCCGCCGACGACCUCGCUAAGCAGACCAAGAUCGAGUAUGGCGUGGUAGAAGAUGGCUCCACCAUGACCUUCUUUAAGAAAACCAAGAUCUCAACCUACGACAAAAUGUGGGAGUUCAUGAGCAGUCGCAGGCACUCAGUGAUGGUGAAGAACGUCGAGGAGGGGAUCCAGCGAGUGCUCACCUCUGACUACGCCUUCCUCAUGGAGUCCACCACCAUCGAGUUCGUCACGCAGCGCAACUGCAACCUGACUCAGAUUGGCGGUCUCAUCGACUCCAAGGCCUACGGGGUGGGCACGCCCAUGGGCUCUCCGUACCGGGACAAGAUCACCAUCGCCAUCCUGCAGCUGCAGGAGGAGGGGAAGCUGCACAUGAUGAAGGAGAAGUGGUGGCGAGGCAAUGGCUGCCCAGAGGAGGAGAGCAAGGAGGCCAGUGCCCUGGGCGUGCAGAACAUCGGUGGCAUCUUCAUCGUGCUGGCCGCCGGCCUCGUCCUCUCUGUGUUUGUGGCUGUCGGCGAGUUCUUGUAUAAGUCCAAACAAAAUGCACAACUCGAAAAGGGGGUCUGAUCACGGGACGCCUGAGGCGUGAGGCAGGGUACACCAGGGACACCAGUCCGUCGGAGGACACUUACACACAGUCCUGCAUUAUAAGCAAUUUAGAGACACCCGAAAGGCAUGUUUUUGAACUGCAGGAUGAAACCUGUGUAAACAAAGGGAACUGGGGCUUGGAAUGAACCCACAACCCUGGGACACUGGACACUGUUGUACCUGCUGAAUGACCACGCCUCUCAUGCCAUGUGCAAAAAGCAAAGGAACAAUACUGUCGUCAAAGCAACAGAUCUUAAAAUACAUUCCCACUCGCGUAUUACUCAUAAUUCAGCAGUAAAAACUCUCAUUAUUCAUCACUUUAUUAAAAACGUUUGUUUACCACAUUCUUUCACGUGCUUUAAAAAAAAGCUUUAGCUUUCAUUUUCAGUUUCCGCUGUCCUCCCGAUCUCCUUCCCAGCAAUGGGUCUGUAUCAACAUUAGCCAUGUAAAUCUUGAUCAUUCAUCACCACUUAGCCUGCCUCUUCAGGGGACGGCUUUAAAAGCCUUUCCUACACCCUUUAUCGAUUGGAAACGGUGUUUUUGUUUGUUGAACCAUCAACCAUGUAUUGAUAUUUUCAACGCGUUCUGCUGUGAGGUAUUGUUCUACGAUAAGUCCUUUGUUAUUGACCCUCUCAGAAAUAUAGUCCCUCGGUGAAUAAUUGUGGGGGUCCUCAUUUCUUUUUUAAAGGAACGUGAGGAAUGAAGCCCUAGUGAAACUCAGCAAGCAGUGAUAGCAGGCCUGGCCCACUCUCUGUUAAAUACGCCAGACGCUCAGAAACUGAUCGUGGCAGCGCGGAUCUUACAGUGGUUCGCAAACUAAUGUGGCACUAAGAGGACAUGUUACGCUGACUUUCAGAUCUCCAAAUCUGGGGGUAUAAGACGUCCCUUUAAUGUCUGCAUAAAAUUUUAUAUGUGAAAAUGAAGGGAGAAUAGCUAAUUGCGUAUAUUUAAUGUUGUGAGCAAUAAAUCUCAGAAUGCAAGAAGUGUUUAUUAAUUCCGUAGGUGGUGUUUUGAUGAAAAUUUGUGUUUAUUUUCACCUCAGACUGUAUUACAAGUAACUUUCAUUUUACAGUGCUUGACACAUAGUUGUUGAAUAUUUUAAUAAAAGACUGAAAACUUGUAGGAUGGCGUUUUUGAGAUUCGCUGUUUGAUCAUUCAGCCUGUGAGUUUUAGCUAAUUCAGAGUCAUUGUUCCCAGGUUGCUCUCACGCCUCCACACAGUCUCAUGACCACACGCUUCGCUUGGCAUGACACCCCUUCUAUCCACUUGGCUCAUAUAUGCACAUUCCAGCUCUCAAACAUGCCACCAUGCCCAGAUACGUACACACAGGCAUUGAUUCACAGCCUGACAGACAUUUUACAUGAGUUUAUACAGACACACUAUACUUGUUUAAGAUAAUAAAUUUGCUAUUGAUCAUUUGUAGCUACUCAAGUGUUUUAAAUGGUUUUCAUUGGUAUGGUUAUGAAAAUAUUGCAAACUUAUGUAUUCAUUUAAAGGAUCUGUAAAGUGUACUCAGAACAAAUCAAAGGCAGACUGCUUUGUUUAUCCAAGGUUUCUUUUAUUAUUAUCAUCAUUCUUUUAUUAUUUUAAUUAUUGAUACACAUUUUUGUUAUUCUUGGUUUCAUCAAAAAUUCUCUUUAAUGAAAUGAGAAUGGAGAUGUUUCUUUUGUGUUUUUAUCUAUGGAAACAAGCCUCAUCACAAUAAAAAGUUUACAUGCAGUACCUAUGUUCUCUAUUCUGCACAUACUACAAUUAUAGCAAUGAAAUACCCCCCCCCCC